Apus apus (common swift) is the source of this 4618-nucleotide messenger RNA. It is a transcript of the gene GPR50, whose product is annotated as G protein-coupled receptor 50. Gene Ontology annotation, molecular function: melatonin receptor activity. Gene Ontology annotation, biological process: G protein-coupled receptor signaling pathway. NCBI's taxonomy places the organism in Eukaryota, Metazoa, Chordata, Aves, Apodiformes, Apodidae. The transcript has 2 exons. The record is from RefSeq and is a predicted model, not a curated record. Gene Ontology annotation, cellular component: membrane. Bases 4 to 1047 code for a protein of 347 amino acids.
CGCAUGGAGCGGCCGGGGAGCAACGGGAGCUGCCCGGGCUGCCGGCUGGAGGGGGGUCCGUCGGCGCGGGCCGCUACCGCCCUGGCGGCCGUGCUCAUCUUCACCAUCGUGGUGGACCUGCUGGGCAACGCGCUGGUCAUCCUCUCGGUGCUGAGGAACAAGAAGCUCCGCAACGCCGGCAACAUCUUUGUCGUCAGUUUGUCUGUUGCAGACCUUGUAGUUGCAGUUUAUCCAUACCCACUGAUCUUGAGUGCCAUUUUCCAUAAUGGAUGGACCAUGGGAAACGUUCACUGCCAGAUAAGUGGGUUUCUGAUGGGCUUAAGUGUCAUCGGGUCCAUUUUCAACAUCACAGCAAUCGCAAUCAACCGCUACUGCUACAUCUGCCACAGCCUCCGGUAUGAUAAGCUCUUCAACCUGAAGAACACCUGCUGCUACCUCUGCCUGACCUGGAUACUCACAGUGGUGGCAAUUGUGCCAAACUUCUUUGUUGGCUCCUUGCAGUAUGACCCCCGGAUUUACUCCUGCACCUUUGCCCAGACGGUGAGUACAUCGUACACCAUCACAGUGGUGGUGGUUCACUUCAUUGUCCCACUGUCCAUCGUGACGUUUUGUUACCUACGGAUCUGGAUUUUGGUGAUUCAAGUCAAGCAACGGGUAAGACAAGACUGCAAGCAGAAGCUCAGAGCAGCUGACAUCCGGAAUUUCUUGACUAUGUUUGUGGUUUUUGUCCUUUUCGCUGUGUGCUGGGGACCGUUAAACUUUAUUGGCCUUGCUGUUUCAAUUAAUCCUUCAAAAGUGCAGCCCCACAUUCCAGAAUGGCUUUUUGUCCUGAGCUAUUUUAUGGCCUAUUUUAACAGCUGCCUCAAUGCUGUGAUCUAUGGGCUGCUCAACCAGAAUUUCCGGAAGGAAUACAAAAGGAUACUGCUGACACUCCGGACUCCCAGGCUGCUCUUCAUCGAUGUGUCCAAGGGUGGGACAGAAGGGAUGAAAAGCAAGCCAUCUCCAGCUGUAACAAACAACAACAACCAUGCUGAAAUACACCUAUGAGCUGGAACAGUACUAUUUAUUCUGGAUUACAGUUGUAUAUAGAAUAUAUCAGAGCCUUUCUAUGUGUGCGUUUCACAGCUGGCGUUGCUGGGCCCCUCAUGCAAGGGAGGAGUCUGCUACCAUUUGUGCUUAGUUAUUGCUGUGACAUGGAGGCUUUGAGUAAGGAUUUUUCAGAAGGGAAACGACUGAUCUUCAUACAUUGAUUUUCCUAUGUCAUCUCUCACUGUGUGCCUAAUUAAUUGGUUUGGUUGCUUUUGCCACAAGCAUGCCAGUACCCUCGAGAAGGGAAGCAUUCAGAGUGCAUGGAGAAAUGCAGUUAUGCUUGAAAUGCACCCUCCAAGAGCCAGCAAAAUCACCUUGUAUUACAAACCAACCUUUCUCCCCUCCUUCUGAAUUCUAUCUUUUUAGCAUCAACAUUACCCAAACUAUAGCAAACAAGGUGUAAGCUGCAUGACUUUUAACCUUUUUAUUAGGUAACAAUAUUAGCCAGCAGGCAUACACACAGGCAUGAUGACUUCCACUGUGUGUGUGUUUGGUUUCCUUUUUCUUUUCUCUUAGGGUUUAGAAGCUAGCCUGGGCUAGAUGAGAGGCAGGCAAAAGCCAGACCUAGUGAGUGUCUGAUACACUCAUUUUAAUUGAAUAUCUACAGAUAUUAAGUACCCUUGCACUCUUCUUCCCAGGCCAUGAGUAAAAGUAUAACAUAUGACAUAAUCUAAUUGCAGGAAGAUACUUGGAGCCUGAUUCUAUUUUAGGCAGUAUCCUGUCGUGGCCAGCAUUCAUUCCAAGUACCUUUCAGAAGUCCCUGCUACAGAGACAUCACAAAAAAGAUGAACAUAGUGGAGUCCCAUCCGUUUAAUGCAGAUGCUGGCUUUUAAGUUCCAGUAAUAUUUACACUUGCUGACAAAGGGGGAAGGAAGUGUCUGUUCUGUUUUUGCCCACCACACAACAUGAAUUUGAUGGGAAGGAAAAAAGAAGUGGUGAAUUUUUUUUCCAUUUUAUCCUUGUACAGAUUUGUAGUUAAUUCAUGGAGCUGGGAGAGGAAAGCUACUGAAGCAUACUGAUACAUCAGUUUUCUGUUAAAACCUGAAAUCAGUUGUCUUUGUCAUCAGAAACGAUGUCCUGAUUGCUGGGAAGGCUGGUAUCCCAUUAGAAACAAGCACAUGGGCAAAGAUAGAGCUCUGUCAUGAAUGGAGUGUGGAGGUGGUUUAAUUGUGUGAAUUCUAUAAAAUCUACAGGUAAAACUCCCCUGGUGCAACUCUGCCUUCAAACUAGGAAACCUGGCUUGGUGCUGGUGGGCUGAGAGGCACAGUGGGUGCUGUGCAAUGGAGAGGAGCAGGUCUGAGCCCCAUGGCUCUGAAGAGGAGAGGUGAGCCCAGCUCCUUAUCAAAGAGUGCAGUCUUCCCUGUUUGAUCAUAGCCAAAGCAGGACUAGUUGCCAGGGCUGAACCCUGAAACACUGAGAACCAGACUUUGCAAUAGUGUGUGUGUGCCUAGAGAUGAAGGUUUCUGGGAUUUACAAAAACCCUGAGCAGACUAAGUGCCUAAUCCUUAGUGAAGUUAAUGAGUCAUUUGCGCAUUGCUUGCUUAAAGCAACUUGUUGAUUUUUUUGAGGGAAUAGGAGUAGAGAGAAAUGAAGCCCCCUUUAUGAAGUGGGCCAAAAAACACUGAGGGCUCAUUGCUUCACACAGUGUGUGUGCUGCCAUAUGGUGAAGGUUUCUGCAGAGCAAUGCAGGUCUCUGCAUUUAUAGGGCACCCUGGCACUUCAUGAAGUUUCAAACAUGAACAUCUCAGCCACUUGAGAUGAUUAUUGUUUUAAAAUGCACGGCAGCCAGCCUCCCAUAAUAGGAAUUGAGCUGAGUUCUCUUUUGGCCUCUUAAUCUGCACAAGCAUGGCCAAAUAAAGGUAUUAUAACCUUUAGAAAUAAUGUGGUCUGUUUGCCUUCCAGCAAAACCAGUCUGGAUGAAUUAACACCAUUCCAUGCAAACAAAAUAAUUUUGAGUCAAACUUGGAUAAGAAAAGCAUUGAGGAAUCCAUAACUGCAGUGAGCAUUUCUUCCAUCAUGCCAAGGAUAUGUCCUGUGUUCUGGGAUUUGUCUUCAAAGUCUUGCAAUUAGCUACAACAAUGUUAGUUAGAAUAGCAUUAUUUAAGCAUCUAGCACCAAGCCAAAUAUACUCCUUUGAGACAAUCAUGAAGAAUCUUCUACAGGUUUGCCAAAUGUCUCAAAUACCCCACAACUGGGGUUUCAUCUUAUGGAUCUUUGUUUAUUUAACUGAAUGGUCAGUGAAGGCAAUGUGGUAUUUUUUUUUCUUUAAGCUUGUAUUUGCACUAUUUCUUAUUCAGGCUCCAAGGUAACAGCCAGCGAACAUUUGAACCAAACCAAGUAAGCCAAAGAGGUUUCAAAUAGGCAAGCUGUGGGAGCCUCUGCUAGCACCUGGUAGGAAGGGGAGCAGCAGGAGCACGAUAAGGCAUUUCCCCAGGAUGUGCGGAGUCACUGCUGAACCAAACCAUGCAAAGUGACAGGGGGUUCUGCUCAUCUUCUGCUGUAGGGUCUGAGCCCGACUCCUGCCCAGGUCUUUGCAGGAGACAGGCUAAGUUCUUGCUGCUCUGGGGUGGGUCCCGAGCAGCUCCCUGCCUGUGCAGACCUUGCCACCACCCUGCAGGGUGGGAGUGGGUCUGUGAUGGGCACCAUCUCUCCAUGCAACAGCAGAGAGAACUUGCCCUAGCACCACCUGUUUGGAAGUGCUUUGGGUGUCCCAGUUGCCCAAGAGCAAGUCCAGAGGUGGGGUGAUUGAGUAGCCACAGCUGGGAGUCCUGAGCUCAGUCCUGCUGUAGCUGAGGUUUGCAGUAUGAAACAUAAAAAGCAGGGAACAUGGCUUCACACAGAAAGCACUGUGCCAUUUGCUCGCACUUUGAUACAGAGAGAGUGUGUAGGGUAGGAUAGAUUUUUAUACUGACUUACAUUCCUGACUACCCAAGCAGCUCAUUAUUUUUAUGUUAAGAAAUGGGUAACAGGGUACAGAGAGUUUAUUUUAUUAACAUUUGUUUACAGAAAAAGGGAAGUGUGUUUUAGACUUGGAAUUCUGAGCAGUGAGAGUUUCCCUGUGGGAAUCUAGCUUUAAUCCAAAUUUGAACUUUCAUGGAGAAUCUCACAGCUUAAUCCAUGCUCUGCCAAUUCCAUCUGUUGCAUACCUGGCCUUAAGUCUCAGAAAUAGUGUUGAGAUCUCCUAUAAACUGACUUUAAAUCACUUGCUCUGAUGGUGUUGAAUACCUAUUCUAGCCCCAAAGUCUAAAAUUGUCUUAGUGAUCAUAAAUGCAUGGAGAGGCAGUAUUACUGUGAGGGAAGAUUAAUCUCUUGUCACAAAGAAAUACUUGUGGACGUUGCUUAUGAAUGUUGUUUAAUCUAUUUAAGAAUAAUGUAACCAAUAUAUUUAUAGAUAAAUAUAUAUUGCAUAUGCUGUUUCCAUUUUAUCAUUUGAUUAAGAGUCCUUCAGUAUACUUCCCUCUUGCUGUUUUUGUUCAUGAAGUAGAUUAAUUCCCUUUGCCUGUUAAAACUGUAAUAAAUCUGCCAUUGG